Molecule: messenger RNA, 417 nt
Organism: Entrophospora sp. SA101
Lineage: Eukaryota; Fungi; Glomeromycota; Glomeromycetes; Entrophosporales; Entrophosporaceae
Source: the annotation of a GenBank genome assembly
AUGUUUGCAUUAGAAAGUUUGGCAAGUGCUGGUGAAAAUUAUGAAAAUAGCAUCCAUGUGAAAAAAGGUUGCGAUUUUUUAAUUUCAAAGCAAAAAGAUGACGGUGGAUGGGGCGAAUCUUAUAAGUCCUGCGAACUUGGAGAAUAUGUCCAACACGAGCAAUCACAAGUAGUUAAUACUGCUUGGGCAGUACUUGGGUUGAUGAAAGGCAAAUAUCCUGAUGAAGCUCCUAUACGUCGUGGGGUUGAACUUAUUAUGUCACGACAACUAGAGACAGGUGAAUGGAAACAAGAAGCAAUAGAAGGAGUAUUUAAUAAAACUUGUGGUAUUAGUUAUCCAAAUUAUAAAUUCAUAUUUACCAUAUGGGCUCUGGGAAAAUAUGCACGACUAUACAAUAAUCCAAUCAUUCAAAAAUGA